UUGAGAGAUUUAUUUGGUUAAAAUAAUGAUACAGUGAUAUCACUAAUUAACGCAUAAAAUGAACAGCCAGAAACUAAUCCAUAAAACUUAACUUCCAUCUUCAUUAUCGUCGUGAAAAGUUUUUUUACCAAUACAAAAUUAAGAGGUGCAGAUCGUUUUUACAUACGUUAUGUGUGUAAAGAUGGAGCAGGAAACGGAAAAGAGAAAGGAAGGUAAAAGUGAAGAAAAUGAAGAGAAAUGGGUGCAUGAUGCAUCUGUGGAUUAUAAAGGCAGACUUCCUCUCCGUGCUUCCACUGGUGUAUGGAAAGCCUCCCUGUUUAUCCUUACAAUUGAAUUUAGUGAAAGGGUAUGCCACUUUGGGUUAUCCAGUAAUCUUAUCACGUACCUGACUAAAGUGAUGCAUAAAGACCUCAAUACAGCGACCAAGAAUGUAAACUAUUGGGUAGGAGCAACAACCCUCAUGCCUCUAAUUGGAGGAUUUGUUGCUGAUGCCUACACCGGUAGAUAUCGUAUGAUAAUCUAUUCUUCCCUCGUAUACCUAAAGGGACUAAGCAUGUUGACCAUGUCUCAAUUCAUGCCAAUUCUAAAACCAUGCAACAAUGAGAUAUGUGAUCGACCAAGGAAGUUUCAUGAAGUGGUUUUCUUCUUUGCCCUUUACUGCAUCGCCUUGGGAACAGGAGGAUUCAAACCAUGCUUAGAAAGCUUUGGAGCUGAUCAAUUUGAUGGUGACCACCUUGAAGAACGAAAGCAGAAGAUGUCUUUCUUCAAUUGGUGGACCUUUGCACUGUGUGUUGCAAUGCUGCUUGGUACAACAGUGGUUGUUUAUGUUCAGGACGUUGUGGGCUGGGGGAUUGCUUGUCUCAUGCUCACUAUCUUUAUGGUUUUCAAUAUCAUAGCCUUCUAUGUGGGGAAGCCUUUUUACAGGUACAGGAGGCCACAAGGAAACCCUUUCAUCCCAAUUCUACAAGUCCUAAUUGCAGCCACAAGGAAAAGGAAUUUGUCUUGUCCUUCAAAUCAUGCUCUAUUGUAUGAAGUGCCAAAGUCAGAGAAGCACCAAGGAAGGCUUCUAAGCCAUACCAGCAGGCUAAGGUUUCUUGACAAGGCUGCAAUAGUUGAAGGGAACUAUACUGAGGAGAAAGACAAUCCAUGGAGAUUAACAACAGUGACAAGAGUGGAGGAGACAAAACUUAUUCUAAAUGUUGUUCCUGUAUGGCUAACUUCAUUAAUGAUUGGUGUAUGUAUAGCACAAAGCUUUACACUCUUUGUGAAACAAGCAGCUGCUAUGAACUUAGAGAUAAUCAACAACUUCAAAAUCCCACCAGCUUCCAUGGCAUCUGUUACAGCUAUUAGCUCCAUAAUAUCUGUCCCAAUAUAUGAUAAGAUUAUUGUUCCAAUUCUGAGGAAAGUGACAGGGAAUGAGAGAGGCAUCAGCAUCUUUAGGAGGAUUGGCAUUGGCCUAACAUUCUUAGUCUUAGCCAUGGUUGUUGCUGCCUUAGUAGAAACAAAGAGAUUAAAAACAGUUGAACAUCAAGUUUUAACAGUAGGGGGAACUAGGCAUGAGACAAUGAGUGUGUUGUGGUUGAUACCCCAAAACUUGAUACUUGGUCUUGGAGCAGAUUCAUUGUCUCUAAUUGGUUUGCAAGAGUAUUUCUAUGACCAAGUUCCUGACUCAAUGAGAAGCUUAGGAAUGGCCUUGUAUCUUAGUGUGCUUGGAGCAGGAUUCUUCUUAAGCAGCUUUUUGAUCAUCAUUGUGGACCACGUCACGGGGAAGAAUGGGAGAAGUUGGAUUGCCAAAGAUAUAAAUUCAAGUCGUUUGGAUAAGUUUUAUUGGAUGUUGGUUGUAGUAAAUGCUUUAAAUUUGUGUCUCUUUAUAUUCUUGGCAAAGAGGUACACUUACAAGACUGUACAUAGAAAAGCUUCAGAAAUUGAUGGCUGUAACAGUGAUGCGGUGGAAAUAGUGGCUUGAUACGAGCAACUUAGGUGUACCACACUUGCUACAUUUUCUGCUUAAUGUACUAUGUG
This is a messenger RNA of Cajanus cajan (pigeon pea), 2022 nucleotides long. RefSeq names its product protein NRT1/ PTR FAMILY 5.6. Gene Ontology annotation, cellular component: membrane. Gene Ontology annotation, molecular function: transmembrane transporter activity. Gene Ontology annotation, biological process: transmembrane transport. Lineage: Eukaryota; Viridiplantae; Streptophyta; Magnoliopsida; Fabales; Fabaceae. The record is from RefSeq and is a predicted model, not a curated record.